AAUGUUUUGAAUUUUGACACUUUUUCACUAUUCUCAACUUCUUAAAAUUCGAAAAUUUGGUGGGAACCGAAGAAUCAAAAAAAUAGAUAAGGAAUCAAUGACGAAUGAAAUUUCAGUUGCGUCUUAUCGUACUUGUUCUUUUUGUCUUCUUUGUUUCCAUUUGGUUUGCUCUGAAGCCAAUUCAAAAAUCUGUCGAACUCCAUUGUUCUGACAAUGAAUCUUGUUUGGAUGAAAUAGGUAGCAGCUUGAAGGACAAGGGCGCUAAAAGCCAUGCGAGCGAGCAAAUUAUUGGAAUGUUGUUUAAUCAAAAUGACGAGAAAUUGAGAGACGAAGGGUACAAUCAUUACGCUUUUAAUGAUCUUAUCAGCACAAGAAUCGGUUCGCAUAGAUCAAUCCCAGAUACAAGGCAUGGAACUUGUAAAACAUUGACAUAUCCAAGUAAACUGCCCACUGCUACUGUCAUCAUCUGUUUCCAUAAUGAGGCGUGGUCCACAUUGUUGCGUACAAUUUAUAGUGUCUUAGAGAGAACGCCAGAUGUCCUGCUCCGUGAAAUUAUCAUUUUCGACGACUUAAGCAAUAAAGACCAUUUAAAAAAAAGAUUAAGUGAUCAUUUGAUGAACCUGCAAAAAGUUAAAUUGAUCCGCUCAACACGAAGAGAAGGUCUUAUACGCGGUCGUGCUAUUGCUGCAUCAAAGGCAACGGGAGAAGUUUUGGUCUUUCUUGACAGUCAUUGUGAAGUAAACGUUGCAUGGUUGCCUCCGUUGCUCAGUGCUAUCGCCAGCAAUUCUCGUACCGUUGUUUGUCCUGUGAUCGACUUGAUAAAUUCAGAUACGUUUCAAUACCAUGCGUCACCUUUAGUCAAAGGUGGCUUUAAUUGGGGAUUACAUUUUCAAUGGGAGCCACUCGAUAUAACAAGCUUUACCAGUCAACUGAACUUUACAAGUCCUAUACGAUCGCCGACAAUGGCCGGUGGACUGUUUGCUAUUGAUGUAAACUUUUUUAAUUUUCUUGGAAAGUAUGAUGACGGCAUGGAAAUAUGGGGUGGAGAGAAUCUUGAAAUUUCUUUUCGGAUAUGGAUGUGUGGUGGUGAACUAAAGAUCUUGCCUUGUUCACGUGUUGGUCAUGUGUUCCGCAAUCGUCGACCAUAUAAUAACGACGGUAAAGACGACACUAUGUCGUACAAUUCCAUGCGCGUUGCCGAGGUUUGGAUGGAUGAUUACAAGAAGCAUUUUUACUAUGCAAAAAAGCAUUUAAAGGGUCGCAACUACGGGAACAUCUCGGCAAGAAGAGAAUUACGACGUGAGUUAAAGUGCAAUUCGUUUAAAUGGUACUUGUAUAAUGUCUACCUUGAGCUGGAAAUACCUUCUGAACGAAGAGGAAGCAGUUUGAUAUUGCAAAGAGAAACUGCAAAGAAAACGAGCAUAUUAAAAUACGGAAAGUUACGCAAUGGUCUUGGAAACUGUUUGGACUUUCCAUUGAAUAUUUUAGGAAAAGAUGUCAAUCCUAUUUUUCGCAAAUGUACAAAAAUAAUGAGAAAGAGUUUUUGGUACUUGGACGACAUUAAGCAGCUUCUGUUAAAAUUGAAAUAUUGUUUGGAUGUAAGGAAAAGGCGUUUUCCUCAACUCGUAAAAUGCCAUAGAGAUGGAGGAAGUCAACAAUGGUUGUAUAUGAAGAAAAAUGGACUCCUCUACAACUUGGCUAGUGGUACGUGUCUAUCUCAGUCAAAGAACAACUUCAUUGUUAUGACUUUUUGUAAUGAGUCAGACAUAUCUCAAACAUGGCAUUUUGAUCGUGAAGGAAUUUGACCCUGUGUCACGUGUUUGUAGUUAUUUCAAAAAACUGGUACACUAGAGAAAAGAACUGAAAAAGACAAAACAAGACAGACGCCUAUAAAGCGCACACUUGGGUUCCUCAAGAAUAUUGUUUGGUAGUUGGUAAUUGUAGCGUAUUAUACAAAAUUCAGAGCAAUGCAAUAUCACAUGCGGCAUUACAUUAUUUACAUGUAAAUAAAUAGUGUUUCAUGUACUGACAAAGACGUGCAAAGCUGUUCAUAUGAGUUAACUAUAGUAAAUGCAAAGUUAUGUAAAGCCAUUUGCUUCUCAUAACCAACUUCACUUUAUAGUUAUUGGUGAAUUAAAACUUUUUGGCUAAAUCAAUCAUAAAAGAUUUUUAACCCUUUACUUGGCGAGUUUUUUGAAAAUUUGUACACAUUUCGUUUGGUAAUUGUUACCUUAUGGCAACACUGCCGAGUAAAGGAGUUAACAUUAAUUUAAGUUAGACUAUGGAACACUUGAAACAUAGGAAACACACAAAAUCCGUCAAGAAAGCUUAAUUCUAUUAUAGUGACGACUACUUUUGUGAUGGAAUUUAUAAUAAACAUUUGAAGUUUUA
This is a messenger RNA of Xenia sp. Carnegie-2017, 2391 nucleotides long. Its product is annotated as polypeptide N-acetylgalactosaminyltransferase 11-like. The record is from RefSeq and is a predicted model, not a curated record. Gene Ontology annotation, cellular component: Golgi apparatus. NCBI's taxonomy places the organism in Eukaryota, Metazoa, Cnidaria, Anthozoa, Malacalcyonacea, Xeniidae. Gene Ontology annotation, molecular function: Notch binding. Bases 105 to 1805 code for a protein of 566 amino acids. The transcript is spliced from 9 exons. Gene Ontology annotation, biological process: regulation of Notch signaling pathway.